AUGACUACUGAUGCAGACACCACGGAUCUGGCAGUCGAGACCGUCGAUCUACUCCUGCGAAGCAAAUACGACGAGACGGAGAAUCGCCUUGGACAUGCCCAAAUCUUACCGAAAUUCUGGGCGCGGUAUUUGGAUUACACCUUCGUCGUCAUCGAACAGGAUCAGGUGCUCACUUUUAAGGAAUGUCUCAACGGCGUCUUCUCGAACAUCCAAUUCACAAUGGAGGAGGGAGAGAGCAACCAGCUGGUCUUCCUUGAUGACCUUGUCGGUCGCAAAGAAUGUGGUGGCCUAAAGAUUAAAUCACCUCGUGAUGCUGAAACCAGAACUCGUCCGCUCUCCAAAAUUGAACAGGACCCAGACUCCAUUCUGCAGACAUUGACGGCCGAGUGUCAGCGACUCAAGAAUCUUAACCAUGAUUCUGCGAUCGUGGAGCAACCCAGUGCUUCGUUUGCCGCCACCAGCGUUCUUGCUAUUACUUAUACGAAGUCCAUGUCGCCAAAGAAGCCCAGAAACUCCACAUUCAGAAAACCUCCAUCAGCAUGCUGGUAG
Molecule: messenger RNA, 549 nt
Organism: Dibothriocephalus latus
Lineage: Eukaryota; Metazoa; Platyhelminthes; Cestoda; Diphyllobothriidea; Diphyllobothriidae
Source: the annotation of a GenBank genome assembly